Messenger RNA from Propithecus coquereli (Coquerel's sifaka), 2595 nucleotides. RefSeq names its product chloride channel, voltage-sensitive 7 (gene CLCN7). NCBI's taxonomy places the organism in Eukaryota, Metazoa, Chordata, Mammalia, Primates, Indriidae. The transcript is spliced from 25 exons. The coding region runs from base 77 to 2494 and encodes 805 amino acids. The record is from RefSeq and is a predicted model, not a curated record. Gene Ontology annotation, cellular component: intracellular membrane-bounded organelle; lysosomal membrane. Gene Ontology annotation, molecular function: voltage-gated chloride channel activity. Gene Ontology annotation, biological process: chloride transport; transmembrane transport.
UGGCUGCCGGCGCGGGUCACCAGACCAAACACCGGGUCGGCGGCGCUUCCCGGCGGGGUGCCCUCGGCGGCGGGCCAUGGCCAACGUUUCCAAGAAGGUGUCGUGGUCCGGCCGCGACCGGGACGACGAGGAGGCGGCGCCGCUGCUGCGGAGGACGGCGCGGCCCGGCGCGGGGGCGCCGCUGCUGAACGGGGCCGGACCCGCGGCCGCGCGCCAGUCGCCUCGUUCUGCACUUUUCCGAAUCGGACAGAUGAGCAACGUGGAGCUGGACGAUGAGCUUCUAGACCCGGAGAUGGAGCCUCCCCCUCCCUUCCCCAAGGAGAUCCCACACAACGAGAAGCUCCUAUCCCUCAAGUACGAGAGCUUGGACUACGACAACAGCGAGAACCAGCUGUUCCUGGAGGAGGAGAGGCGGAUCAACCACACGGCCUUCCGGACGGUGGAGAUCAAGCGCUGGGUCAUCUGCGCCCUCAUCGGGAUCCUCACGGGCCUCGUGGCCUGCUUCAUCGACAUCGUGGUGGAGAACCUGGCCGGCCUGAAGUACAGGGUCAUCAAGAACAAUAUCGACAAGUUCACCGAGAAGGGUGGGCUGUCCUUCUCCCUCCUGCUGUGGGCCACGCUGAACUCCGCCUUCGUGCUCGUGGGCUCCGUGAUCGUGGCGUUCAUAGAGCCGGUCGCGGCUGGCAGUGGGAUCCCGCAGAUCAAGUGCUUCCUCAACGGGGUGAAGGUCCCCCACGUGGUGCGACUCAAGACGUUGGUGAUCAAAGUGUCUGGCGUGAUUCUGUCCGUGGUAGGAGGACUGGCCGUGGGAAAGGAAGGGCCGAUGAUCCACUCUGGGUCCGUGAUCGCCGCCGGGAUUUCCCAGGGGCGGUCGACGUCGCUGAAGCGAGAUUUCAAGAUCUUUGAGUACUUCCGCAGAGACACAGAGAAGAGGGACUUCGUCUCCGCAGGUGCUGCGGCCGGGGUGUCGGCUGCGUUUGGAGCCCCAGUGGGUGGGGUUCUAUUCAGUCUGGAGGAAGGCGCCUCCUUUUGGAACCAGUUCCUGACGUGGAGGAUCUUCUUCGCUUCCAUGAUCUCCACCUUCACCCUGAACUUCGUGCUGAGCAUUUACCACGGGAACAUGUGGGACCUGUCCAGCCCCGGCCUCAUCAACUUCGGAAGGUUCGACUCGGAGAAAAUGGCGUACACGAUCCACGAGAUCCCCGUCUUCAUCGCCAUGGGCGUGGUGGGUGGUGUUCUCGGGGCUGUGUUCAACGCCUUGAAUUACUGGCUGACGAUGUUUCGAAUCAGGUACAUCCACCGGCCCUGCCUCCAGGUCAUUGAGGCCAUGCUGGUGGCCGCCGUUACGGCCACCGUCGCCUUCGUGCUGAUUUACUCCUCCCGCGACUGCCAGCCCCUGCAGGGGAACUCCAUGUCCUACCCCCUCCAGCUCUUCUGUGCGGACGGCGAGUACAACUCCAUGGCCGCCGCCUUCUUCAACACCCCGGAGAAGAGCGUGGUUAGCCUUUUUCAUGACCCGCCAGGCUCCUACAAUCCGCUGACGCUCGGCCUGUUCACCCUGGUCUACUUCUUCCUGGCCUGCUGGACCUACGGGCUCACCGUAUCUGCCGGGGUCUUCAUCCCCUCGCUGCUCAUCGGGGCCGCCUGGGGCCGGCUCUUCGGCAUCUCCCUGUCCUGCCUCACGGGCGCGGCGAUCUGGGCGGACCCCGGCAAGUACGCCCUGAUGGGAGCCGCCGCCCAGCUUGGUGGGAUCGUGCGAAUGACCCUGAGCCUCACAGUCAUCAUGAUGGAGGCCACCAGCAACGUGACCUACGGCUUCCCCAUCAUGCUGGUGCUCAUGACCGCCAAGAUCGUGGGCGACGUCUUCAUCGAGGGCCUGUACGACAUGCACAUCCAGCUGCAGAGCGUGCCCUUCCUGCACUGGGAGGCCCCGGUCACCUCACACUCACUCACUGCCAGGGAGGUGAUGAGCACACCAGUGACCUGCCUGAGGAGGAGGGAGAAGGUGGGCGUCAUCGUGGACGUGCUCAGCGACACGACGUCCAAUCACAACGGGUUCCCCGUGGUCGAGCACGCAGAUGACACCCAGCCUGCCCGGCUCCAGGGCCUGAUCCUGCGCUCCCAGCUCAUCGUCCUCCUGAAGCACAAGGUGUUUGUGGAGCGCUCCAACAUGGGCCUCGUGCAGCGGCGGCUGAGGCUAAAGGACUUCCGCGACGCCUACCCGCGCUUCCCCCCGAUCCAGUCCAUCCACGUGUCGCAGGACGAGCGCGAGUGCACCAUGGACCUCUCCGAGUUCAUGAACCCCUCCCCCUACACAGUGCCCCAGGAGGCAUCUCUCCCUCGGGUGUUCAAGCUGUUCCGGGCUCUGGGCCUGCGGCACCUGGUGGUGGUGGACAACCGCAAUCAGGUGGUUGGGCUGGUGACCAGGAAGGACCUCGCCAGGUACCGCCUGGGAAAGGGCGGCUUGGAGGAGCUCUCGCUGGCCCAGACGUGAGGCCCGGCCCCGCCCUCAGCGGGCAGCAGCACCCCUGGCCCCUUUAGCCUCCUCCCGGGGUCACUGGUCUCUGCCACAGCCUCGCUUUCCCAGCAGCGUCA